This is a messenger RNA of Prosopis cineraria, 886 nucleotides long. RefSeq lists its product as uncharacterized. The transcript is spliced from 4 exons. NCBI's taxonomy places the organism in Eukaryota, Viridiplantae, Streptophyta, Magnoliopsida, Fabales, Fabaceae. Bases 309 to 641 code for a protein of 110 amino acids. The record is from RefSeq and is a predicted model, not a curated record.
CCAUUGCAAUCAGAGGCGGACUGAAGUCAACCGGCAACUUUGAGGGCAGAGGCGAUGUUUUGCUGACAGGAACAGGAAGGAGUGUCGGGGCAGGGGUGGCCGGAGAAGGGGCCGGAGAUGGGGCCCAAUGGUGAAAGUGAAGACGGGGUGGCUGAGAGGGAACCGAAGAAGAAGGAGAAGACGACGGUGGAAUCAUCAUCAUGAUGAGAAUGAUCAUGGAGUCUCUUUGAGGAGUAAAAAAAUAUUGGGCUUAUGAAUCUUUAAGAGUCAGAGAGGGAGAGAGACCGGAAGCUUGGUUCGUUGGUUUAAUGCAAAGGUUGCGGGGUGUGUGGAAAGGGAGUGGGGUGAGAGAGAGAGAGGACAGUGAAAGACACGUGUCAACUUUGGUGAAUUUAAGGCGAGGAGCUUUUUUGCAGCGCGGAGCCUGCCAAUUUUCCACGCAGCUCCAAGUUAUCCCAUUAAAGAUCAGUCAAGACUUCCCCUUCCAGGCUUCCACUUCCUUUUCAAGUGAUCAUAUAUUUAUAUGCUGCCCAACAACAAAUCUUCAACAGACUCCUAAUGUCUCUGGUCGAGAAGCAGUGCUGAAGAAACCGAAUGGGUCCUAUACUUCAGCUGGGAAAUGGGCCCCAUGCUUUGGCUAGAAAAUGGGCCUCAUGCUUCAAUUAGGCCAAUGCAUCAUGGGCUUUUGAGAGGAAAUAAACAAAUGAGUCCAAUUUGUGAUUGUUUAGAAAGGAGCAUUCAUCAACAGGAGAAUCACAAUCAAGGGUUAAAGCAAGGUUUUAAAAAAUCAGACUGGUGAUUAAACUGAACGGGUAUUAAUUUAAAGAUUAAUGGUCUAACUGUGAUUAAAUAGUGGUUGAAUGAUUUAUGAUUAUUUUAGUUUAAC